CAUUUUUUUUUUGUUUUGGCAGUUUCCGCUUUUGUUUCCUUUGGCAUUGAUGACUAGAAUCAGAGGAAACUGUUACUUGGGUAUUGAAGAGAAGCUGAAUCUGUAUCUGGGGUUUUGAGAUUUUGUGGGGUUUGUCGAUCGGCUUGCAGCAAAUCUCGUUUUUUUUUUUUCAUUAUUUUUGAAGAUUUUUAUUGAAUUUUAUUAUAUGAUUUAAAAAAGCCUUAAAUUUUCUGAUUUUCUCUCUGGGUUUCUUGAAUAAUUUCAUUUCCCUUCUGGGUUUCUUUUUUUAUACAAAUUCCAAUUCAAUUCAAAAAAAGAUUGUGAUUUUGACAUUUAGAGUAGGGUUUAACAGUAAGAUUCUUUAUGGAAAAAAAAUCCAAAUUCCAUAAAGUGGGGUUCUUUUAAUUCUUGAAAAAAGAGGGAUUAAUCUUGUUUUAGACUGUGAUUAAAUAAAAAUGUCUGGUGGGACACCAGUUGGUGGUGGAUACAUGAGGCAAAGGCAUAGUCAAGGAUAUGCAUCAAGCAAUGAAGACCUUGAAGAUGAUGCUUGUUCAAGGUUACAACCAUUUUCACCUUCAAUUCCAAGAGCUAAGACUUGGACUGAGGUAUUGGAAAAUGUGCUUUGGGUUGCUUCAGCAUUGUUCAUUAUCUACUUUGGUGAUAGGCACUCCAAUUUGAUAUAUCUAUUGUUGCAUGAUGAAAGAAUUAGAAGAAUGCCGUUGUACCUUGGCUUGGUUAGCACCGUAUUGAACGUUGCCAUUUUCUUUUACAUGAGCAUGUUAACAUGGAGUGUAAGGAGAUUCGAUGAGAAGUGGGAGUUGUUAAGCAUAAAUGCUUUGCCAUUUCUUACCUUGCUCGGACUUAUCUCGUUUUGCUUGCUCUGCUUUGCUUUAUGGCCUAUUUGGGGUUUCUUGACCCUUCCGCUUCUGUUCACGUUGUUUAUGGCCGGUUUAGUUGUAUACCCUCAUAUAAUGAUCGAGACCCUAAAGCAGCAAAAUGAUUCUUUCCGUAUAGAUUAAGUGAUCCGGUUUAAAGACAUAGUACUCAUUUACACGAAGAUGCAAUGUAAAAAAUGGAUGCUAGCUCCUCAGUUGGUGCCGAUGAUGAGUCAACUUUGAUCAGUCCAAUUUUACGUUGAAAUUGCCUCCUCGAUGAUGCUUUGAUGCAAUUUGUUAUUGAAUCUUAGGAUUUUCAAAACACUAUGAUCAAAUACAGAGGCUCCGGGUAUCGUUUACUUUUGAAGCUGUCGUGUUCAUCUGGUGAUAUUGAGACAUCAUUGAGUGAUAGGAUAGCAUUGUCCUUUACAAUGAAGAGUUUGGUUUUCAUAUUACAGUGUGAAUUUAUCAUUCAUUUUCCCUUUGUUGUUUAGUUGCAACAUGCUAUAUUAUUCAGAUUUUUCGUUAUGUAUCCAUACAUAUCUGACACCCCGGAAAUACCGACAUAUCUGUAUCUAACACUUGCCCCGAGUUCGGGUAACAUAAAUUAUCAAACAGAUUGAAAAUGAUUAA
Molecule: messenger RNA, 1508 nt
Organism: Gossypium raimondii (Peruvian cotton)
Lineage: Eukaryota; Viridiplantae; Streptophyta; Magnoliopsida; Malvales; Malvaceae
Exons: 4
Coding region: 456-1019 (187 amino acids)
Source: RefSeq, a predicted model, not a curated record